Molecule: messenger RNA, 1515 nt
Organism: Arabis nemorensis
Lineage: Eukaryota; Viridiplantae; Streptophyta; Magnoliopsida; Brassicales; Brassicaceae
Source: the annotation of a GenBank genome assembly
AUGAAUUUGAUUUCUCGAACAUUGACUAAAGUUGUCUGUUCCUCAGUUUACCACUCGAGAGCAGCGAAACUCCCAACCCAAAAAUGGGUCAUUUCGCAGCAAAUCCGUUUAUGUACAGUCGCCGUCAGCGGUAAAAUCAACGGUGGAGGAAGGAAUCCUGGAGCUAAGGCAACGGUGCUUCCGCCGGAUGUUGCGGCGGAGAAAGAAUUGGCUCGACCGAAGGUGAUUGAGUACCAAAGGGAAAUAGCGAAUUGGGUUAAUCUGAUUGGAUUCGUUGAUCAAUCCAUUCAAUUCGAGUCUCAUUCCGAUGGAAAGUUCUGGGCUGGAACUGUUAUUUCCCAGCGAUCCGCUUCAAAAUCGUCGAACUUUUGGAUUCCGAUUAUAUURGAAGGAGAUUUAGCUAAGAUUGCAGCUCACCAUGUUAAGAAAGAUGAUCGGAUUCAUGUGUCUGGGAAGCUGUUUAUAGAUUCACCUCCUUCGAAUGUGACGUAUCCUCAAUCCAAUGUCCAGAUUAUGGUCCAAAAUCUCAACUUUGUGGAUGCUACGAUCUCACCACCUGAAAAAGAAAACAUCAGCACCAAGAAGCAGCCUGCAAGAUCCAAGAAGGUUAAAGUCAUAGAUGAAGAAACCUCUAAUGCUUGGAAGUACCUCCUUGAAAAGCCUAAAGAGUGGUUGGAUCACCGUGGGAAUAAAGCAAGUGGAUUGGUAAAACCAAAACAUCCGGACUUUAAGUGCAAGGAUGGUCGUCCUUCUCUGUGGCUCGACAGGGCUCCUGAUUGGGUUUUACCAAAACUCCAAGGGCUUGAGUUUGAUGUUUUUGUCCCUACAGUAAAACUGAAACAACUUAAAGGAGAGGAAUCAUGGAAGGAUUUGGCUGAGAACCCGGAUAAAUGGUUGGACUACCGAUCAGAUAAGACAAACCCGAAAGCCCCUGACUUUAAGCAUAAGGAGACUGGUGAAGCACUCUGGAUGACCGACUCUCCUACUUGGGUACUGUCAAAGUUACCACCUCUAAAGAAGAACCAAGAACGACCUCUCAUGACCAAUACUGUCUCGCAGCCAAUACCAAAACUACUUAGAAGUGAGGAAUCUUGGAAGGACUUGGUUCAGAACCCAGAUAAAUGGUUUGACAACAGAUCAAUCAAGACAAACCCGAAAGCCCCUGACUUCAGGAAUAAGGAGACUGGUGAAGUACUAUGGAUGAACAACUCUCCUACCUGGGUACUGUCAAAGUUACCACCUCUACAGAAGAACCAAGAACGACCUCUCAUGGCCAAUACUGUCUCGCAGCCAAGGAGGAAACUGCUUAGUAGAGAGGAAUUAUGGAAUGAUUUGGUUCAGAAUCCGGAUAAAUGGUGGGAUAACAGAUUAAUCAAGACAAGCGCGAAAUCUCCUGACUUCAGGCAUAGGGAGACCCGUGAAGCACUGUGGAUGAGUGAGUCUCCAGUUUGGGCACUGUCAAAGUUACCACCUUUAAAGAAGAACCAAGAAAAUCCUGUUAUGGCCAAAGGCUAA